This is a messenger RNA of Penicillium atrosanguineum, 288 nucleotides long. Its product is annotated as U4/U6-U5 snRNP complex subunit LSM3. The transcript has 4 exons. Bases 1 to 288 code for a protein of 95 amino acids. Gene Ontology annotation, cellular component: P-body; precatalytic spliceosome; U4/U6 x U5 tri-snRNP complex. Gene Ontology annotation, molecular function: RNA binding. NCBI's taxonomy places the organism in Eukaryota, Fungi, Ascomycota, Eurotiomycetes, Eurotiales, Aspergillaceae. The record is from RefSeq and is a predicted model, not a curated record. Gene Ontology annotation, biological process: P-body assembly; mRNA splicing, via spliceosome.
AUGGCCGACAACGAGGAUACAGGCGCAUCCGUCUCAGAACCCUUGGACCUUGUGCGCCUCUCACUGGACGAGAUUGUCUUCGUGAAGCUGCGCGGCGACCGUGAACUCAAGGGCCGCCUCCACGCAUAUGACAGCCACUGCAACCUUGUCCUUGGCGAUGUGGAAGAGACCAUCUACGUGGUAGAGGAGGAUGAGAACGAGCAGGAGACCACAAGGACAAUCAAGAAACAGGAGGAAAUGCUUUUUGUGCGAGGUGAUUCCGUCGUUUUGAUCUCCCCCCAGGCCUGA